AUGUAGAAAAUAUAAGAUGACUAAUAAUAUAUAAAAAAUACAAAGAGCAUGUAGAAGAUGUAAGAAAUUGCAGAUAGAUUAGCAUCCACAACACCUGAUUUAACAAAAUGUAAAUUUGAAUUUAAUUGUUAGUUAUUAAUCCUGAGGCAAUCUUAAAACCGACGAAAAUGUAAAUUGAUUUAUAAGGUAAGAAAGGUGAUCCAAAUGAUCCAAAAAAUAAGAAAAAAUAAAUCUAAUAAAUAAAUAAUAUAGCAAAAAAUGAAAUGACUGCAUAAGAUUGGAUGUAAAAGUCUUCAGAAUUGUAAUCAAUAUUGGAAAAAGAAAAGAUGAGAACAAAUUAAUUAGAAUUAGAACUAAAAAAUAGAUAAGAAAGAUUUGUUAAUAGAGAAAUUGAGUAUAGAAAAACAAUAGAAGAAUUAUAAUCUGAAUUAAGAGCUAAAACAGCUUUAGAUUAAGGUGAUAGAAAAAUAAUGGAGAAUAUAUAUAAGGAUCAUAAUAAAAUAAUUGAGGGAAUAAAUAAUAUUUAAUUAAGAACAUCGAAAAUAUUAGUGGAUUAGGAGAGAGAUAUUAUUAGAUUUUUUAAUAAUAAAAUAAAUGAAAUAAAGAAAUAGUUUGAAGAGGAAAGAAUAAAGAAAGGUAAAAAUGAUUAGGAAUAUAUUGAAAAAGAAAAUUAAUUGAUUAGUGAAUUAGAAUGGAUUAAAAAUAUAGCUUAAAAAAUAGAUAAUGAAAAUCAUUCUCUGAUGUAAAAAUAUAAAGAAUUAAAAAUAUAGUAUUAGACAUAAGAGAAUGAUCGAGAAAUGCUUUUAAAAGAGUUAAUAAUGAAAAAAAAAAAAAAUGCGAUUCUUAAAUCAUAAAUAUAAUAAUAUGAGAAAUUAUUAAAUGAAGUUUAAAAAGAUGAAAUAGAAUAGGAUGAUUAAUCUUUUGAUUAACCAUCAUAUUAAGAUAUUGUAAGACCUGGAAGUAAAGCUAAAGUUAGAAUAAGAUCUGUUAAGAAUUCAGCUUAAUCUUAGAAUNAAAGAAGUAAAACCAAAUUAUGGAAUAUUUAAUAUAUAUAUUAAAAAAGAUUAAUCAGCGUAAUUUUAGAUGAAAUAAUCAUAGAAACUAUUUUAUAAUUGA
Molecule: messenger RNA, 1116 nt
Organism: Paramecium sonneborni
Lineage: Eukaryota; Ciliophora; Oligohymenophorea; Peniculida; Parameciidae
Source: the annotation of a GenBank genome assembly